Molecule: messenger RNA, 2925 nt
Organism: Puccinia graminis f. sp. tritici CRL 75-36-700-3
Lineage: Eukaryota; Fungi; Basidiomycota; Pucciniomycetes; Pucciniales; Pucciniaceae
Exons: 6
Coding region: 603-2462 (619 amino acids)
Source: RefSeq, a predicted model, not a curated record
GAUGAAGGGGGAGGGGUGUGACGUUCAACAAACGUUGGAAAGUGGUCGAUUUCUAGCCGCAAACAAUCCUUCGAUAGCUUUGGUGGAGUAACACUCAGCCUUUCCUAGCUAUUACGUACCUUUUUGUCGUCGUACCCUGUCACAAGCGAGGCCCAAAACUACUCAAUCCAGCUCAUCAAGCUUGAGCUUGGCCGGUCGAACAGAUCCAGGAUGUCCUUUUAUUUAUGUUGUUCUCAGUCUGGCAGAGCUCAACCCUGUUUAUCAACCCUCGAUUGAACAUCAGCAGUCAAUGGCAUGGGAACACCUCCAGAGGAUAUAACUCCACACUCAUCAUAAAUAUUGAUAUCCUCCUCCAGCUUUGAUACAUAUUUAUUCACCCUUCAUUGUUGUUUCCUUCAUCAAAGAAGAAGCCUUUCCUCAAUUUAUCCCUUCAAGCUCACUAAUAGUAUUGUAGCUAGCCACUUCCGACUGAAGAUCCCCCCCCAAAGAAGCUCGAGUAGCAGCAGCAUUCCCCCAAGCUAUCACGAGUAUCUUCAAGAUAUUCAUUCAGUCGGCCACCAAGAACGACGGAAUAGCCACGCAGUCUACACAGUCUAGGAGAGAUGGUGACUACCAGGAGUGCGGCAUGUACGGCAGGUACCACCAUUGCUGCUGCCCGACAACUUCGACAUCAACGUCGCGCUCGCACCGCCGAGCAAGAUAUCCUCGGUCAAACUCAACCCGGACCAGCAAAGUCUAACAAACGCCAACGUCGGGCCACCUCUGCUAAAACUAAAAAAACUACUCCGACACCCACACCCACACCCACACCCGUCGAUCAAGAAGCAGACAUGCUCCAACCAGAACCUCCGAUGACCCAAGAGAAUGGCGUGGUCGCUGAGCCGGGACCCACCCAACAGAGUUCCACCUCAAGCGCAGUUAGCGAAACGACCGUCCGGCCGGCGAGCAUGGCUCAGCAAUCUCCAGCCGCUGACCCUUCCCCUGAACCGCCACAGCCUGAGCCCCCAAAACGAUGGUUCGGCCCGAUCGGUAACAUCUCCUUGCCCAAUCCUACGGUGCCCAUCUUCAAGCCCACCGAAAGUUUGUUCCACUUCUCUGCUGGCUUGCCUGCCCCCAAGCCGGAAGUCAAGCCAUUCGAGGCCGACCGUCAAAACACCGAGGCCCAUGGAUUCCCGGGGAUGACUGGUCUGCCGCAAGCGAGCACGAGUAGUGGAGAGCGAAGACACGAGGCGAUUACGAAGGCGGCGGCGGCAGUGAUGGCACACAUGAAUGGGCACGACGCCUCCCGGUCGGACUACGUGUCAAUCCUGGACGGGAUGCUCGAAGACCCGGAGAUGCGGACGGAACUGCCGCCGGUCUUAGUUGAGCAAUACGACGCGGCGGCCCAGGGCGAACACACGACGCUCUACAACGGCGCCUUGGUCGAGAAGUUCAUCCAUGCCACCAAGCGAGCCACCGAUGUGGUGGCCAAGAUCCUGAUGACCAACAAGAAUGCCCGUCGGGACCGUCAAGCACGUGCGGCCCGUCCCCGAGCGGAGACCUCUGCUUACCACACACCCGUCCCGAUCCCUUUCUCGGCCGGGCCUCCCGAGCCGAGUCCACCUACUGGCGACUACACGACAGACCUCGGGGACCAGAUACCCAUGGCGUCAUCCCAGUCAUCCCAAAUGCCGCCUCCAUUGUUCACUUACCCGCUCACCGAAGCUAAUCUCAACCGUCGUGCUGAAACCCAAAAUGCGAAGAACCAGGCCAGAGAAGCCUUAGGCCAUCGCGACGAUGAGCGCUCCGGCGUCAUGCGUAACUCCUCAAAACGCUCCGUACGCGCGGCACCUUACCCCAGACCAAGCCCGUCCGAUAACCGUCCCGGCCAUGGUCUCUCCGCUGAGAUGGCCGCCGUCUAUCCACAUGGUGUGGACGUCAACGAUGAAUCUGGCUACUCGGUCUACAGUGCCUCAACAGGCUUAGCUCAUCAACAAUCGGAAGCCCAACGAAUGGCAAGUACGAUGCUGGACAACGUAAAGAAGAUGGAAGACCCGAACACGUAUGAAUCGCAAUGCAGGAAGGAAGCGGAAGGGGUGUUAGCGGAGAUCGAGCGAAGCCGAGGGGCCGAUGCGGCGGCGCGAAUCCGGACGGGCUUCGACCUGAUGAGCUGCUACGAAUUAGUGAAGAAGACGAAUGUGAAUUUCCUUUCGGAGGCCUUAUUGGAGCACAUCUCCGACUCCUCGCGUACGCCAAACAAUAGUCUCCCCCCUCCUCCUCCGUCGCAGAGUCAGCCGCAACCUUCCGGCUCCAUGUCUACUCCUCGCUUCGAGGAUAUCCGGCCCCCGCCGCAAACGCCCUGCUUGCAUCCCCAGUACGGACUCGGCACCCUCGGGUUCGCGAGAGUCUUCAAACCCGCCGCGCCCUCCUUUCAUCGUACUAUCGUCCUCGAUACCCCCAUGCGUCCUCCCCCUCCUCCUUGAUCUUCUUCACCUAAAAUUUAGCACCCCGGACCGGUCGUUUUGUUUUGGUAACACUCUGCUUCUUUCCUCAAUUUGAAUUGAACUCCUUUUGUUGGUAUGUAUAUCAUCCAUCCAUCCCCCCCUUCCCUUUCUUGGUUAUUAAAUUUCAAUUAUUAUCAACAUCAAAACUCAAAAAAAAAAAAAACAUAAAACCCCUUCAAAAAACAAAACAAAAAAAAUAUUCUUGAAUAAAAUCUUGCUGCAAAUAAAUAUAUACUGCCAAAAAAAAAGAGAUCAAUCAUGUAAAUAUAAGAAUCAUUAUGAACAAAAAAAAAGAAUCCUUCAACAAUCCAUCCCAUGAGAGACAUCCUAGUUAUCCCAGUUGUUAGUGAUGUGUCCCCCCUAUUUCAUAGUCUGUUUGAUUGUCAUAGUGAAUAUGCCCUGACUUCCCCCCAUUGCAAUAUGAAUCCCAUGUACCCCCCGC